Molecule: messenger RNA, 4655 nt
Organism: Oncorhynchus mykiss (rainbow trout)
Lineage: Eukaryota; Metazoa; Chordata; Actinopteri; Salmoniformes; Salmonidae
Gene: rab1ba
Product: zRAB1B, member RAS oncogene family a
Molecular function (GO): GTP binding; GTPase activity
Source: RefSeq, a predicted model, not a curated record
UCUGUAGUGCCACAUCAUUUGAUGUCACUGCCGCACCUGCGCAGCCAUCUUGUACUUCUAGCGAGGAGCGGACACAGAAAGAAAUCAAAAGGAUCAAAUAAACCUGUCAAAUCAGAAGAAAAUAGGAAUGUCUUUAAACGUUAUAUAGCCUCAUAACGAUUAGACACCCAAGAAGGACAAGGUUAGGUUAAAAAAAAGACGGUGAAAUAGACAUUCAAGUGCUUCGGAUAUCCAGACCUACAAGUCAUAUUUUGCUUGUGAGUGAGAGGAGGAACAGUCAAAUCGCCGAAAGAAAAACACAUCCCGAACAUCAGUCAAAUCAUGAAUCCAGAAUAUGACUACCUGUUCAAGCUCCUCCUUAUUGGUGACUCCGGUGUGGGAAAGUCCUGUCUUCUGCUCCGCUUUGCUGAUGACACCUACACAGAGAGCUACAUCAGCACCAUCGGUGUAGACUUCAAGAUCCGCACCAUCGAGCUGGACGGCAAGACCAUCAAACUACAGAUUUGGGACACUGCUGGUCAGGAGAGGUUCCGCACCAUCACCUCCAGUUACUACAGGGGCGCCCACGGCAUCAUCGUGGUCUAUGAUGUCACAGAUCAGGAGUCGUACAACAAUGUGAAGCAGUGGCUGCAGGAGAUCGAUCGCUACGCCAGCGAGAACGUCAACAAGCUGCUGGUGGGGAACAAGUGUGACCUCACCACCAAGAAAGUAGUGGACUACACAACAGCCAAGGAAUUUGCUGACUCCCUGGCCAUCCCCUUCCUGGAAACAAGUGCCAAGAACGCCACCAACGUGGAGCAGGCCUUCAUGACCAUGGCUGCUGAGAUCAAGAAGAGGAUGGGCCCCGGGGCCACAGCUGGAGGGGACAAGCCCAACCUGAAGAUCGACAGCACCCCUGUCAGGCAGUCUGGAGGGGGGUGCUGUUAAACUGGACUCUGUUCUGGAUGCUUUCCUCUUCUUCACCCUCCCUGCUCUGGGCUUCACUUCCUCCACCUCUUAAUCCCUCAGCCUCCCUCCCAUCUCCCGUUCUCUUACUCUUGCCGCGGGAUGGGUGGUUGGAUAGGGAGGGGAGGAGUUGAGGGGUGAGAACUGGGGACUGACUUUAAGACCAUAUCUCCCCACAAAAAAGUAAAGAGAAAAGUUAGGUGGGGUUUAGGUUGAGAACUUUUUUUUCUUUUUUUCCAAGCGAUGAGUCAGGAACGUAAACAGAUAUGCGAAAAGAUUGGUAUUGACUUAGAGGAGUACUGGGUGAUAGAAGAUUAGGUUUUAGAUUCCGGCGAGCGCUUAUCUCUCUCCCUCUCCUGUUUACACACACACAUACACACACACACACAUACACACACGCACACACACGCACACACACAGACAGACAGACAACAGGGGGCGGAGUGAUUCUCCCACAGGAAGUCGUCACAGGUGAGGUUCUCUUUCCUUUAGGCUAUGUCUGUCAUUGCUAUCCAAUGGAAGUCCUAUAGCAAAUUCAGUUUAGAGUGCUACAGUAAUCUGUAAUUUAUGUAUUGGACCUGUUUUAUCUCAGACUGCUGGGGUGCCUUGUAGUCAUGACUACGUGUCACCAUCUUAAGUCUGUUUAUAGGUGUCAAGUGAGUGACGUUUUCAAUCUAGCCUACGGUCUACGUUCCACAUGCAAUAGUAACACUAAUGCACUAUUUAUACCCAUGUAUCCAUCCAUCCAUCAUCCAUUGUAUGAACUGAAUUGGCGUUGGGGCAGACUGCACCACUACCAGCGUCCUAACAACUGAGUCAUCCAAUAUAUUAAUCGAUGAGGAUACGGGUAUCUAGGAUACGGGUAUCUUAGAAAUAUAAUGAAUAGACCGGACUCUGAAGGAAGGCAUCAGCAGAGAGGGGAGAGACAUACACUUUGUCUGUGUGGAGAAGAGGGUGCUGGGAAGGAUCGCUCUGACUCCACGUAGAGCCUGAGCUUUAGGUUGAUUCGACACAGAACAGGAGAACUUUUGGUUGAACUUGGAAUCACUCCUUCCCUUCAUCCCUCUACAUGCAGACGGGAGGAUGGAGUGAGAGAGACUCUUGUUUUUUUCGAGUGCUUUAAUAUACUGUAUGGUGUUAGUUAGCUCACAUCACUCCUUGUUAGGAUUUCACAUGUAAAAAAAGACCAAACAAAAAAAACACAGAAAUAUUAGAGAUCUGCUUAAGUCAUGUUUGUAUGUCUUUUAAGUUGUCAGGACUCUAUAUUACAGUAUGCCCAAGGUGGUUCUUCAACAUAAACAGACAGUGUACACACACACACAGAACGGGGCAUGACGUAGUACUAGAUUAGUAUGUCGGGGCUUGGGCAAGCGAUAUUCAACUAAUUAACAGGACAUAUGAAACAAGAAAUUUGCAAUAUUCUCUCUUCAUAUUCAUAGAUUAUUGGUUCAUAUUAUUUUAUUGUUAUUACAAUGAUUUUAUUAUUUGAUAUUUGUAUUUUCUGUAGUUUUUUUCUAAUCGAAAAAGCUUGUAAAAAUUGCUUGAAAUGUUGUCCAACUUUCUUUAUCGGGUGGGUUGGGAUGUUUGGUCGGGUGGGUUGGGAUGUUGUUUGGUCGGGGGGUUGGGAUGUUUGGUCGGGGGAGUUGGGGAGUUGUCUCUGAAAGCUACUGUUCCCUCCUGUGCCUCACUGGACUGAAGGAUACGGACCGCGUGCAUAACCUCUGUAAUAUGUCACCCCACAGGUUCUUUAUGCCUUGGCCAUGGCCCACUUCUCAGACCGUGUUGCCAUCCACCAUUUGUCAUCACGUGUCCCACAGUGCAUUUAUUUUAUGGUUGUCAUGGUUUCAUGUCAGUUAGUGUGGUCAUUAUGAAGCGUAGCCAACUCAUUACCCCUCUCUUUAGAUCAGUGCGUGAAUGGUGUUCUUCAAUCUUCAUCAUUGUCAACUGCUAGCUAGUUCCAGUAGCCUCUAUAUAGCUUAAGACAUGGCGUGUGUUUGGCUGAUCAGAAUGUGUGUUAAUGGGCCUGGCUGUCCUGACUGAGUUCCCCUUCUACAGGAACCUGCCCUGACUGAGUCCCCCUUCUACAGGAACCUGCCCUGCGCCGUUCCCUUCCCAGUCUGUCCUCAUGGUUCUCAUGGCUGUGUGUGAUUUCUCAGGCAUUCCUAUGGAACUAUGGAACCUAGCAGGAAAGUGGAGAAAACCCUCCAACCCCUGACCUUAACCAACCCCUGACCUUAACCAGCGCUAGUUUUGGAUUAAUGUAAUGCACUACAGUACGGCUAAUACUACUAAUAUGGCCUCUAAGCGUUUGUGUUCUUGACAACAGAGAAUAUUGGCCUUUUGUUCGUUAUUACAACCUCAGUUUUCAAUCCAUUUUUCUGUAGAAGUAGUCAUGGUUUACAACGGGACUUUAGGAAAAUGGUUGAAAUUGCAGUGACGUACUGUUAGCCAGGACUGGACCCACAGACUCGUUACAGCACUACAGUGAGCCUGUUGUGGAAUGGACACGUCCAUCUUGUCCUCUUGGUUAGCCCUUGACACGUCCUCUUGGUUAGCCCUUGACACGUCCUCUUGGUUAGCCCUUGACACGUCCUCUUGGUUAGCCCUUGACACGUCCAUCUUGUCCUCUUGGUUAGCCCUUGACACGUCCAUCUUGUCCUCUUGGUUAGCCCUUGACACGUCCUCUUGGUUAGCCCUUGACACGUCCAUCUUGUCCUCUUGGUUAGCCCUUGACACGUCCAUCUUGUCCUCUUGGUUAGCCCUUGACACGUCCUCUUGGUUAGCCCUUGACACGUCCUCUUGGUUAGCCCUUGACACGUCCUCUUGGUUAGCCCUUGACACGUCCUCUUGGUUAGCCCUUGACACGUCCUCUUGGUUAGCCCUUGACACGUCCUCUUGGUUAGCCCUUGACACGUCCUCUUGGUUAGCCCUUGACACGUCCAUCUUGUCCUCUUGGUUAGCCCUUGACACGUCCAUCUUGUCCUCUUGGUUAGCCCUUGACACGUCCUCUUGGUUAGCCCUUGACACGUCCUCUUGGUUAGCCCUUGACACGUCCUCUUGGUUAGCCCUUGACACGUCCUCUUGGUUAGCCCUUGACACGUCCAUCUUGUCCUCUUGGUUAGCCCUUGACACGUCCAUCUUGUCCUCUUGGUUAGCCCUUGACACGUCCUCUUGGUUAGCCCUUGACACGUCCUCUUGGUUAGCCCUUGACACGUCCAUCUUGUCCUCUUGGUUAGCCCUUGACACGUCCAUCUUGUCCUCUUGGUUAGCCCUUGACACGUCCUCUUGGUUAGCCCUUGACACGUCCAUUUUGUCCUCUUGGUUAGCCCUUGACACGUCCAUCUUGUCCUCUUGGUUAGCCCUUGACACGUCCUCUUGGUUAGCCCUUGACACGUCCAUUUUGUCCUCUUGGUUAGCCCUUGACACGUCCAUCUUGUCCUCUUGGUUAGCCCUUGACACGUCCAUCUUGUCCUCUUGGUUAGCCCUUGGUGUUGCCAGUCUGACAUGGUGCAGUAGGCAGUGUAACUGUUCUAACCUUCGACCUGUAUGUCUUUAUUACUAUGAGAAGAGCAGACUAGAAUGGUCGUACUCUUAACGACAACUAUGUAAGCGUGUUGUACGGUCAUGUUAUAUGGUCAUUGAGCCUGGUUCAGUUUGGCGUUGAGCAUUCCAUUGGGUUUGAGCAUGUUAUGUCAUGGUCACGUUACGGU